AUGAUUGAUUUGCAAGAUGGUCAUCCAAAUCAUCGAUUGUGGCAAAAAAUGAUUGACACAGGACGUUCAUCAGCUGCUAACUGUGCAAAUUUACUACGCAAUGAUGCAUCAAUAAAAACAGUUGAAGAAUUUCUUGAUACACUCAUUAAUUCAAGCCAUUAUGAUAGGCGUAUCCGGCCAUUUUUUGAUCAACAUAAACCAUGCAAUGUAACAAUGACGAUACACAUUAAUACGAUUUCAGCUAUCAAUGAAGUUAACAUGGAUUAUAAUACAGAUUUGAUUUUUCGUCAAUCAUGGUAUGAUCCAAGAUUGAAUUAUUCAGGAACAGAUUGGGCAAAAAAAUCACCACAAAUUACAUUGCAUUAUUCACUUAUUGAUCGUAUAUGGGUACCUGAUUCGUUUUUUCGUAAUGCUAAAGAAGGUAAACGUAGUGAUAUAACAGUACCCAAUCGGUUAAUUCGUAUUCAUCUUGAUGGAAAAGUACUUUAUAGUCAAAGACUUUUACUUAAGCUUGAUUGUCAAAUGAAAUUACAGAAAUUUCCACUCGAUAAUCAAACGUGUGUUGUCAACAUUGGCAGUUAUGGUUUCGAUACAAAUGAUUUGGCAUUUUUUUGGGAUGAAGCUCAAAAUAUAAGUGCUAUUCGAGUUAAUGAAGAUCUAGAAAUGCCCGAUUUUGUUUUAAGUAAUCAUGAAGCACGGUAUUGUAAUCGAACAACAGCAACAGGCACAUUUACUUGUAUCGAAGUGCAUCUAGCAUUACAACGAAAUCUCAAUUUAUAUAUCCAACAGCUUUAUUUACCGUCGACAUUGAUUGUUGCUUUAUCAUUCAUCUCAUUUUGGAUCGAUUAUAAAUCACAUCCUGCACGAGUCUUACUAAGUUUACUUUCCAUUGUUACUGUAACAACAAAGGCUGAAGGCAGUUUUACAUGCCUUCUUGUUGUUCUACAUUUAAAACGUCUAUUUGGUUAUUAUCUUGUUCAAGUUUAUAUACCAUCAAUGCUCAUUGUAAUUCUUUCAUUUGUUUCAUUUUGGAUUGAUCAUAAAUCGGUUCCAGCAAGAAUUUCAGUCGGACUUUUGACUGUUCUUACAGUUACUACUCAAAGUUCAGGUAUACGAUCACAACUCCCACGUGUAUCAUAUAUCAAAGCAAUUGAUGUAUGGAUGUCAGCAUGUCUUGUUUUUGUAUUUGCUGGUCUACUUGAAUAUGCAUUGGUCAAUGUUAUUGCACGUAAAGGUGAAUUAAGACAACAAGUUCGUUUUUCAAAAGAAAAAAAAAGUUCGGACAGACCACCGAAAUUAACUUUGAUUCAAAGACUACAGAAUGGCUCAUCUUUUGCUGCUGAGAGAGUUAUUGGUAAUCGUCUUGCUCAAGUACAUUUUUAUAAAAAAGAAGAUAUACAGGGUAGUGGUGAAACAAUGGAAACACUUGUCCAUAAAUCAAGCGGUGGUGAUAGAAAUAUGAGUGGUAAUGCUAGUUCACAUGUACAAUAUUCAUCUAUGUCAAAUGCAAAUGCAUCAUCAACACAACUCAAUCCAAUAUCACAGUCUGUCUUGCCACAACCAGCUAGAAUUGCGAACGCUGCUAAACCUGUUCGUGACAGUGCACAAUUUGUCGAUCUUGUCUCUGCAGUUCUUUUUCCUGUUGCUUUUAUUGUAUUUAAUAUUAUUUAUUGGAUGGUAUAUCUUAAUAUGCAAGUUGAGUAUGUUCUGAAAUAG
Messenger RNA from Rotaria sordida, 1716 nucleotides. Lineage: Eukaryota; Metazoa; Rotifera; Eurotatoria; Philodinida; Philodinidae. The record is from the annotation of a GenBank genome assembly.